ACUAGAAGGCUGACAGAGCUCUGGGCCGCAGAAGGGGGAAGGGGCUCCCCUUAGGGUAAAAGAGCGGCUAGAGGCGGGGCUCCAGGAGACCGGGGAGUCCCUCCCUGGUCUGUGCAUCUGGGGGAGGGAAAGAAGGAGGAGAGGUAGAGGAGUGGAAAUUGGUCGAGGAAGCAGCAGCAGCCGCAGCAGCUGCGGACACUCCUCCUCCAGCUGCGAAUUGGGCAGUCCUGACCCCCUUCCCAUACCCCAUCUCUCCCCAGCACCCGCGACUCCCGCAAACGAGGCCCCUAUCUCCCGCCCGAGGAGAAAAAAGAGAAGUUUCUGACUCUUCAAGGGCAGUUAAAGAUUUGUGCAAACCAGGGUCCCUAGUCUCUACUCCCCGCCCCCACGCCCGUGGGCUCCUUGGCUCGCUAGCCGAGGCACCCAGGAGGAGGAGGAGGAAGAUUGGAGUAAAGGCUCACUCGCGUCCGGAGAACAACAACGACCUAUGAAGCCCUGCAAAGAGGAAGAGGAGGCUGUGGCUGCACAGGCAGCCUCGGGGGAUGGCAGCAGCAGCGGUGCAGACCCCUGGAAGGAGUGUGCAGAGGUGGCGGUGCAGCUGGCGCUCCGGGCGGGACAGAUUAUCAAAAAAGCCCUCACUGAGGAAAAGUGUGUGUCUACAAAAACAUCAGCUGCAGAUCUUGUGACAGAAACAGAUCAUCUUGUGGAAGAUUUAAUUAUUUCUGAACUAAGGAAGAAGUUCCCUUCCCAUAGAUUCAUUGCAGAAGAAUCUACUGCUGCUGGAGAAAAGUGUGUCCUCACAGACAGCCCCACCUGGAUCAUUGACCCUAUUGAUGGUACUUGCAACUUUGUACACAGGUUUCCAACAGUGGCAGUUAGCAUUGGAUUUGCUGUUAAUCAAGAGCUUGAAUUUGGAGUGAUUUACCACUGUACUGAAGAACGGUUAUACACUGGCAGACGAGGUCAAGGGGCCUUUUGUAAUGAACAAAGGCUUAGAGUAUCCAGAGAGACAGAUCUCUCAAAGGCCUUGGUUUUAACAGAAAUUGGUCCAAAGCGUGAUCCUGAUACUCUGAAAUUGUUCUUCAGUAAUAUGGAGAGGUUACUCCAUGCCAAAGCUCAUGGGGUGCGUGUGAUUGGAAGUUCUACCUUGGCUUUGUGUCACCUAGCCUCUGGCGCUGCAGAUGCAUAUUAUCAAUUUGGCUUGCAUUGUUGGGACUUAGCAGCUGCCACUGUCAUAAUUAGGGAAGCAGGUGGUAUUGUGAUAGACACUUCAGGGGGCCCUCUUGAUCUCAUGUCAUGCAGAGUAGUUGCUGCCGGUACCAGAGAAAUGGCUAUGCUCAUAGCUCAGGCAUUACAGACUAUUAACUAUGGGCGUGAUGAUGAAAAGUGACCAAUGGAAGGAAAGAAAUGCUGCUGCAUGCAACCAUGAGCCUGCCUUUCUGGAAAUGUACUCCAAGAUGGGUUUCUGGGAGGAUAGAAGACCGACCUUUAACAGCUUGCUUUCAAUGUCCAGUGUUUAUUGUUCCUAACUACCCUCAGGGUGGGACUUGGGGGAUGGUUCAACUAAAGUGUGUGCCCUCCCUGCUUUAAUCCACAUAAAUUUCACCAGGGUUUGGUGUUUGGUUUGUAUACUGGUUUGUUUCUUUCUAAAAAUACAAUCACAGUUCAAAAGAAGUUCUGAAUGUUGGGGGUGGGUGGGAAAUAGGGGGAGCUGACACCUAAUUCUGUGACAUAUGCAAGAAUAAUUAAAUUUCUAUUUUUUUUUUAAUAAUGCAUAUCUCAGGUAAUAAAGCAUAGAACUGCAGAUAAA
Messenger RNA from Sarcophilus harrisii (Tasmanian devil), 1810 nucleotides. RefSeq names its product inositol monophosphatase 2 (gene IMPA2). The coding region runs from base 488 to 1390 and encodes 300 amino acids. NCBI's taxonomy places the organism in Eukaryota, Metazoa, Chordata, Mammalia, Dasyuromorphia, Dasyuridae. Gene Ontology annotation, biological process: signal transduction; inositol metabolic process; phosphatidylinositol phosphate biosynthetic process. Gene Ontology annotation, molecular function: inositol monophosphate 1-phosphatase activity. The record is from RefSeq and is a predicted model, not a curated record. The transcript is spliced from 8 exons.